Molecule: messenger RNA, 825 nt
Organism: Colletotrichum higginsianum IMI 349063
Lineage: Eukaryota; Fungi; Ascomycota; Sordariomycetes; Glomerellales; Glomerellaceae
Product: Heat shock protein 70
Exons: 1
Coding region: 1-825 (274 amino acids)
Biological process (GO): protein refolding; cellular response to unfolded protein
Cellular component (GO): cytoplasm
Molecular function (GO): ATP hydrolysis activity; misfolded protein binding; ATP binding
Source: RefSeq, a predicted model, not a curated record
AUGCCCCGUUUCAUCCGACGCGCGCUCGUCUUGCCAACUUUGUUAUCCAGUCGUUUGCUCUGCCGUGCAGAAGAGUCGGAGUACUUCCUCAGCAGAGCCUUCCCGAACCCGAAGAACGGUCCGGGCACGCAUACACACGACGGACGAGUGGCUAUCGCCGAGACGCUGCCGCUCAUCCUCGCCCGGCUCAAGGCCACGGCGGACCAGUGGCUCGGUCAGUCGACGACGCACGUCGUCAUCGCCGUCCCGCGUCGCGUCUGCGACGAUGAGCGGCGAGCGAUCAGGGAGGCCGCCGAGUCCGUCGGGCUGAGCGCCUUGAUGCUCUUGCCAGCCCCGCGGGCUGCUGGCUUGGCUUUCGGGGUCGACGAUCACCAAGACGAGCGCGUCGGUCUGGUUGUCGAGAUGGGACGGCGGCAUUUCGAGGCGUCUUUGCUGGGAUACGACUGGGGCGUUUUUGAAGACCUGGCAGAUGUUACUGAUACGGCCUUCGGCGAGGAGAUGGGGGACCUUGUCGAAGGCUCUUACCCCACAGGAUCCCGUGGCAGUGAGGACCCUUUUGAAAAGGCGCUUACGUAUAUGGACCUGGUCAUCCGAGAGGCGGGCUUGACGAGAGGGGAUGUGGACGACAUUGUGCUGGUUGGCGAGUACGCCCGCAACGAAAGGGCGCGGUCGCUGGUGCGAGAUUUCUUCGGCGGCAGGGAUCCUUUGAGGUGUUCGUACGGCGCCGAUGGCGGCUGCGAUCCGGACGAGGCGGUCACGACGGGAGCCGCUAUUUCAGCGAAGAUGUACACGCUGCCCCGCCUGCUAGGAAUUAGAGAGCCUUGA